This is a messenger RNA of Colius striatus (speckled mousebird), 1552 nucleotides long. It is a transcript of the gene CD48, whose product is annotated as CD48 molecule. NCBI's taxonomy places the organism in Eukaryota, Metazoa, Chordata, Aves, Coliiformes, Coliidae. The coding region runs from base 148 to 870 and encodes 240 amino acids. Gene Ontology annotation, biological process: T cell activation. Gene Ontology annotation, cellular component: external side of plasma membrane. The transcript is spliced from 4 exons. The record is from RefSeq and is a predicted model, not a curated record.
CCCCAUCACCCCCCUUACUUCAGAGCUCCCUGGUGUAUGGGACAGUGGCACGGGGCUGAAGGCUUGUGGGGGUGAUCCUUGGUCAGCAGCUUCCUGCUGAGGGGGGAUUUUGCACCCACAGGAUUUGGGUGAGGACACCAAGAGAAGAUGGGGGUGAAGCUUCCAGCGGUGAUCGUCUUCAUCUGCUUCACCACACCAGCAGCUUGGGCACAACGCGAGCCAUUAGAGGUGGUUGGAGCUGUUCAUGGGGUGGCAUUUCUCAGCCCCAACCUACAAAGCCACUUUUCUUACUACCAAAUCCAUUGGAGACGUAACAACUCCCUGAAGAUUGCCAGCAGGGACAGUGGGGGGAAGGUGCAGUACCCCAGCAGCUCCUACAAGGGACGAGUGGAGCUUUUCCUCAACAACACCCUCAAAAUCAGCCACCUGCACAAAAAAGACACUAGCAGCUACCAGGUGUACUUGGAGGAUGAGCAUGGCAAGGAGGACGUUGAACACUUCUUCUUGGUGGUGUAUGAUCUGGUCCCAAAGCCCACUGUGAAUGUCAAAGUGAUGGAGGGUGACUCAAGGUGGUGCAAAGCCACCCUGGAGUGCUCAGUGGGGCUGGAAGGGGUGACCUAUGAGUGGAUCUCCCCCAGCAAGCUCCAGUUGGAGGGUGCAGAUACCUCUCAGCAGCAAGUCUCCUUCAACCCCUGGAGAGAAACCUACAUCUGCAAAGUCAGCAACCCUGUUUCCUCCAACAAUGCCUCUCUGACCUACAGGCACCCCUGCUCCUGGUCAGCUGAGACCUCCAGUGCUCCAUCCUACAUCACUACAAGCAUCCUGGGGGUCCUGGGACACCUCCUUCUCAUCUUCUUCACUCUGGCUUAAGGAUGCUCUGUGACUGACAUCUCAUCUCAUCUCAUCUCAUCUCAUCUCAUCUCAUCUCAUCUCAUCUCAUCUCAUCUCAUCUCAUCUCAUCAUCUCAUCCUCUUGUGGGAGCAGCACCCAGAUGAAGGGACUCAGAAGGAUGUGGUUCACUCAAGGGAACCAUUACAGUGUCUAUUACACCAGCACUCCCUGAUCUCAUCCACAGCCACCUCCAUCCCUCUCUGCCACUGUUUCAGGGUAGCUUUAUGCCUCAGUUUCUCUCCUCAUCUUGUCUCUCUUGCUUUAAUUGAAGGUUACCUUCUCCAGAUCUGAACAAAAGAGGGAUGAAGUCUCUGGAAGUCUGUUUGGAGAACCUCAGCAACUGAAAUCUCUACAUUCAUCCUUAACUGCUUGGAGAUCUUCCUCUCUGCAGCCUCAAGCUCUGUGGGGAGACCCGAUCUGAGCCUUUCCCAGGGCUCUUUGUGGACUUGGGGGUUCUUGCUGUUGGUCAUGCCCUUUACAGUGAUCAUGAGCCAUGAGCCAGUGCUGCACAUGUUGAGCCUGAAACCAGUGACACCAGCACGGAUCCAGCUGGGUGCUGCCCACCAGCACCUCGAAGUGACAGAGAUGACAGCUGGGGAGGGCCAGUGUGGUCUCUGCCUUCAGCCAUGUCUGUCUGUGUAUACAUGAAACCUCACAGUUU